Lactuca virosa is the source of this 1078-nucleotide messenger RNA. The record is from the annotation of a GenBank genome assembly. Lineage: Eukaryota; Viridiplantae; Streptophyta; Magnoliopsida; Asterales; Asteraceae.
AGUAGGAGUAUUGUAUCUGUGAAAUAGAAAGGGGAGCAACCAAAGAGAUCUGUGUCCCCGUCACGGGAGCUAAACACCAGACAAAACAAGAGAUUAAGAGAGAAAUUCAUGUUGAAAUCGCAAUUCUGCAUGAGAAUUUGUCUUGAAAUUGCAAUCGUUUUGGCGCGUAUAUUUGAAUAAGAAGAUCAGACAAAUGAUGUCAGGAAAUUACACAAGCAUUGAUAAUCAGAAUACUUCCGGAUCUGUUCCGUCUGUUCCAGAUCCGCCGGGACAAGUCUCCAUCAAAUUCAACGAGUCGACACUCCAAACGUUUCCACCUUCUUCUACACCACAAGGAGGGAAGAUCUCCGCCAGUUCUCGUUCUAGUUCUGGCAUACCUCGUGAUUCUGAUGUUCCCUUCUCAAAGCCAAUUUCUGGUUCAUCAGAUCAACAAAAACAACAACAAGAAGCAGCCGCUCCCCCAGGUUGGCUUAAGAUAUUCACAGUCGCUGCUUACCAGCCCUACUUUGAUGUUGACACGUCUGAUAUUCUAGAGAGGAUUAAAGAUUCAUUUUUUCCCUUCAAAGGAACCUUCAGUCAGAAAACUGCUACUACCCCAGACUUGUAUGGACCCUUUUGGAUAUGCACAACAUUGAUCUUUGCAUCAGCUUCGAUUGGUACAUGUGUGACUUAUCUUGCUCGAAAGCUCCAUCAUUUGGAAUGGGACUAUGAUAUUCAUCUGUUGACAUGGUCAGCUAGUGUUUUGUAUGGCUAUGCUGUUGUUGUACCCAUCGCCUUGUAUAUAAUUCUCAAGUACUUCUCUGCACCUUUGGGCCUUGCUCAACUACUCUGCCUCUAUGGCUACUCCCUCUUCAUCUUCAUCCCCGCAGUCUUUCUGUCUAUUAUUCCGGUGGAAGCAAUCCGGUGGGUGGUUACGGGUGUUGCUGGAUUCAUGUCAGCAAUGUUUGUGGCAUCAAAUCUAAAAACUCACAUAGUGUCCACAGGUGAAAAAUGGUUUUGGAUUGUUGCUGGGAUUUUUCUGUUGCAGCUGGCUCUUUCCAUUGUACUUAAGCUCUAUUUGUUCAGCGUAAGUACAUAG